GAACAUUCUCUUCCUGUGCAAGUCUUUGUAAAUAAAUCAGGGGAAAACAAUGAAAAACCAGCAUCUCCAGUUUUGCCGCAAACAAGUUCUCCUCCUGUGUUGUGCUCAACACCAAAGACAGGCCUGCAGCGGGGAACAUCUACAUCAAAAAAAUUUACAGCAUCAAGCCAGGAUGAGGAAAAUGAAAUUUUCACCUGUGAUGAUGAAACCGAAAACAGUGCAUCAGUGCUAUCAGAGUUGUCAACAGUGACAGCUGUGGAAGACAAUUCACCAGAAAAGGACAAUAACACAGGUAUAUUAUAUGCCAAAAAAGUGUACAGUAAUUUGUGUAUAUCAAAGAAGUUUUCUAGAAUUAUGUAAAACACACAAUAAAAUUGUAUCAUCAUACAGAUAGUAGAUACAGCUAGUACCGGUAGAUGCAGCUGCAGCUACCUUGUUCCCCCCAAAAUUAAAAUGUACGAUAUAUGCAUGCAUCACCGGGUGGUGAGGUAUAAACAAUUGAAAGCAAUCAAAAUUUUCAUUUAAUAGCAUUUAACCCUGGAAAAUUAAACUGUAUUUAUAAAAGUGAUACUGACCUAGAUUUCCACACAUUUGCUUAUUUUUUAUAGAGACAGCCAUCAUUGGAGACCCCAAGUUUGGGAUCAAGUUGGAUAGGGAGUGCUUUGACAACAUUGUCAAACACUCUUCUUCUGCUCCAGCUUUUGCACUAAACCUUUUGGAUGCUCUUAUACCAAAAGAGGUUCAGCGCAUUUCAAACAUAAAGGGAUCAAAUGGAAAAACUCCCCUUAAUCCAUCAAUCCUUGCUGCAAUUAAAGGUAACAACCCUUGCUUAUGUCACUCUCAAGACAGUAUGUUGUAGCUAUAAGAGUCACUCCACAGUCAGCUCAAUUACAGUCUGAAAGUCAGAGCUUAACAUUGGCUCAUUUGCUAUAGAAACUUAAAGGAAAUGAAGCUUUAGGGAUCAAACUUAAAGUGGAUUUUUUUUGUUUUAGAAAUAGUGACGUCUGAUGAAAUAAAAGAAGAUAUUUAUUUUUAAAAUUCUCUUACAAAAUGUGGACAAUUUGUAAUGGUAACAAAAAUUCAUGUCGUCCAAUUCGGUUUUUAAUCAUACAAGUGAUUGACAAAAUCGGACGACCGUAUAGCGGGAAUCUAAUUAUUUGUUUAAUCACGAGUAUGAUUACAGACCGAAUUGGACAACACAAAGUUCUGUUACCAAUAUUAAUCAUAACUUUAACAAAAUUUGUGAUAAUUAAGGCUCUUUUUUAAAAUCAAAACACAAGAAAAUCUAAGAUUUUUUUGCUAGCAAUGAAAAAAAAAAGCCAUUGCGUGAUGGCACGUACUGUCCAAUUACUCAGGUAUGACGGGUUCUCUCAUAUUAAACUGUCCUAUUAAGGCUGAAAUCAGGGCUGUUGCUAACAAAUCAGAUUUGAGAAUUUUGUUAUAGUUAUGAUUAUUACUAUACUCGUUUUUGGACCUCGUUUAAUAUUGGUAGUUUGUUAAUGAAUUUACAGAAUUAUGAAGAUGGCAUUAGUUAAUUGCAACAUAAUUUUAAUUCUUGUCUUGCAGGACAGCUAAGAAGGCAGUAUAAGUGGACAGAAGAAGAGGUGGAAAAAAAGUGGAGCGGCAAAGCUGGAAUUCAGCAGAAAAUAGCGGAUAAGUGCAGAAAUCUAAAUAAGAGCAACAAAAUUUAA
Messenger RNA from Porites evermanni, 1691 nucleotides. NCBI's taxonomy places the organism in Eukaryota, Metazoa, Cnidaria, Anthozoa, Scleractinia, Poritidae. The record is from the annotation of a GenBank genome assembly.